UCGCACCCACUCUUUUGUUGUGACUAUUUGAGAGGAGCAGAGUCCGGGGCUCCUUUCGCUAGCAUUGGGACUUGGGAGUGCCCCCAGCCUCCAAGUACUGCGCGCCGCUGCCAGAAGGAGGCGAGCCCGGGGAUUGCCUAGCCCUAGGAAAGAGAGCGCGGGGGUGGAGAGGAGUCAGAGAAGGGAAAGGAGGAGGAAGAGAGAAGAGCUUGGGAGCUCAGACCCAGAGACGCAGGAAAGAGCGGGAGGCAGAGAGUCAGCGCGGGCGGAGUAGAAACCGUGCUUACUAGUGUAGGAAAAACUAAGGCACACGCCGGACGCAUGCGCACGGCCAACGGAGGCCAGAGGGCCAGAGCUUCCCCGCCAGCUAGCCCAGUGGACACUGGCCUGCCUGUGGGACCCGAGCAGACUGAGAUGCGGAUGCGGCAGAUGUGCAGCGGAAGUGAGACCCAGGGCUCCAUCCCAAGCCAGCAGGGCGUGGGUAGCCGAGGCUCCAAUGCUUGCUGCUUCUGCUGGUGCUGCUGCUGCAGCUGUUCUUGCCUCACUGUCAGAAACCAAGAAGAACAGAGACCCCAAAGAGCAUCCCACGAACUCAGAACAGACAUUCCAGCCUGUGAAGAAAGCCCCAUUCCCACCCUGGAAGAAGUGUGUGCCUGGGCCCAGUCAUUUGACAACCUAAUGGUCACUCCAGCUGGAAGAAACGCAUUCCGGGAAUUCCUCCGUACAGAGUUCAGUGAAGAAAACAUGCUUUUCUGGAUGGCCUGUGAAGAACUGAAAAGGGAAGCGAAUAAAAGCACUAUUGAGGAGAAAGCAAGGAUAAUAUACGAAGACUACAUUUCUAUUCUCUCUCCUAAAGAGGUCAGCUUGGACUCGCGAGUACGAGAGGUCAUCAACAGAAACAUGGUGGAUCCAUCCCAACACAUAUUUGAUGACGCUCAGCUGCAGAUUUACACCCUAAUGCACAGAGACUCCUAUCCCCGGUUCAUGAACUCUGCAGUCUAUAAGGAUUUGCUGAAGUCGUUAGCUGAGAAAGCAGUUGAAGCAUAGCUGGUUUCAAAUAUAUUUAUUAUUAAUAAAAGAAAGAUAAUUCAUGGACCAUGUCUAGCACAGGGAAUUUAGAGAUAGGAUGUCUUGUGCUAGAGUGAUUCUUGGACUGUUGUUAUAACAGAUUCUUCCUCCACAGAGAACUAUAGAUUCACAAUGGACACUGCAGCCACCUGUAGUGAUACUUGUCAGAAAAAAAAGGGAUAUGACAGCCUUAGAAAAAUAGUAUACUCACAUUCACAGUUACAGUAGCAUGUUCUCAAGGGCGGGGCAUGCACUAGCCUCUGUUCUGCCUGCAGCGUAGACACACACAGAACAAAUGGAAACAUGUUUGUUUUGCAUGAGUUCAAUAGCAUAUAACCCUCCAAAGAAAAGGCAGUUAAGUCUUUCUCAACUAACCCUUCCUUCAGUCUGAACACUUCACUUAGCACCAUGCAAGGACUGAGGGUCACAUUUCAUGGAGAUGUGACUAUUUCUUGUAAAAAUGGUAACCCUCU
Acomys russatus (golden spiny mouse) is the source of this 1541-nucleotide messenger RNA. RefSeq names its product regulator of G protein signaling 20 (gene Rgs20). The coding region runs from base 322 to 1047 and encodes 241 amino acids. Lineage: Eukaryota; Metazoa; Chordata; Mammalia; Rodentia; Muridae. The record is from RefSeq and is a predicted model, not a curated record. The transcript has 5 exons.